Tyto alba (common barn owl) is the source of this 4332-nucleotide messenger RNA. RefSeq names its product charged multivesicular body protein 1B (gene CHMP1B). Bases 123 to 722 code for a protein of 199 amino acids. Gene Ontology annotation, cellular component: ESCRT III complex; multivesicular body. Gene Ontology annotation, biological process: late endosome to vacuole transport; protein transport; endosome transport via multivesicular body sorting pathway. The record is from RefSeq and is a predicted model, not a curated record. The transcript has 8 exons. NCBI's taxonomy places the organism in Eukaryota, Metazoa, Chordata, Aves, Strigiformes, Tytonidae.
GCGGGCGGAAGCCGGAGCCGGGAGAGCGCAGAGGGAGGAGGGGACGAGCGCCGGCCGCCGCCUCGCACCCCCAGCGCCCCCCCCCCGCCGCCGCCCGGCCGCGGCCGGAGCGCCCCGCCGCCAUGUCCAACAUGGAGAAACACCUGUUUAAUUUGAAGUUUGCUGCGAAGGAACUCAAUAGGAACUCAAAAAAAUGCGACAAAGAAGAAAAGGCUGAGAAAGCUAAAAUUAAGAAGGCAAUUCAGAAGGGUAACAUGGAAGUUGCACGAAUACAUGCAGAAAAUGCAAUCCGCCAGAAGAAUCAAGCCAUCAAUUUCUUGCGCAUGAGUGCCAGGGUAGAUGCUGUAGCAGCAAGAGUUCAGACUGCCGUGACAAUGGGCAAGGUAACAAAGUCGAUGGCAGGGGUAGUUAAGUCUAUGGAUGCCACUCUGAAGAGCAUGAACCUGGAAAAGAUAUCUGCUCUAAUGGAUAAAUUUGAACAUCAGUUUGAAACACUAGACGUUCAGACACAACAGAUGGAAGACACAAUGAGCAACACUACUACGCUAACAACACCACAAAACCAAGUAGAUAUGCUUCUACAGGAAAUGGCAGAUGAAGCAGGUCUUGAUCUGAACAUGGAACUACCUCAAGGACAGACAGGUUCUGUUGGUACAAGCGUUGCCUCAGCAGAACAGGAUGAGCUGUCACAGAGACUGGCCCGCCUACGUGAUCAAGUUUAAGUUCAUCUGAGCUGUGGUUCUUUGUACAUGCUUUCAAAAUACCCUUUCUGUAACUAACCCUUCACUACACUCGAAAGGUGUAUACAGUAUGGCUUAAGUGUUUGAAUAUUUCUAAAAUAGGGUUCUUCACUCCUAGCUUGCUAUUCUUUCUAAAAUACAUUAAGUAACCCAAAAAUAUCAGCUCUCUAAUGUCCUUUUCUGUACAUUUUGAAGUUGAUAUAUUUUUUGCAAGCUUUUUUCACAAAAUCAAGUUGAUAUUCUAAGUCAGCUAGUAAUGUUGGUACCUUUUAGCUAGAAGAAAAGCAGAGUGUCAUUGAUACAUAUUUUAAAUUAUGAAGUGAUUUUUUUAAAAUUAUGAGAACUGUUUAUGGUUGGAGAACUGAAGUAUUCAGUUCAGAUGAUUGUUGUAGAUAACUUUCUUACACAGCCAAACUCAUGGAACACGCAAAGGUGGACAGCGUGAACUUCAUGGAAAAUAGGCUUGUUAAAACAAGUAAGUGGACUUCAGUCUGAGUUCUUUAGUCUUUUAGAGCUAGGGUAAUUGUGCUGAAAUUAGUGGUUUAGUUCAAAAAUGAGUUACCAAAAGCUAUUUUCAUAUAAUUGGGAGCAUGUAUGAUGUCAUCACUUCAGUACAGGAGGAAUAAAAUAUAUUUUUCAACUGUCAGUUCUGUUGAAUGUUGGAGCUUGUUCAUUGUUUAGUGUCAGGUGCUGAAUCUUCUCCAUUUUGCUUUCUUCUCAGUGUCCUGGGGUGCAGCCAGUUAUGGCACUCACCCCUCUGUUCUACCAACAUAACAUCUAGUUUCUGUUAAUAGGGAGCUCGUGCUAUCCAUUUUUAUAGACUCAAGCUGAGAAGCCUUGUAUGAAGUAACUGAAUCAUGCUUUUCUCCAUUCCUUCUUGCUCUGUCUUGGCUUUUAAUCUAGUCACUUUUUUAAUGUAACGACAAGUCUUGUGAUCAUAUUCCACACUUAAGUGUUCUUCCAUAUAUGAAAAAUACAAGAGUGCUCUCCCUCAGGUUCAGAUCUUCACGCUCCUCUCUUCAUGAGUCGAAGUCCCAGCCCUGUCUUCUGUAACUGGAGUACUCCCUUAGAUCAGCUUUUCCUCCUCUGCACCUCACAGCAGGUGCGAAGUGGAUGAGUAGCGCAGGCCAGCUCAGUCAGAUGGAGUUAUGUUGGAUUAAGAGCAACCUUUAUUUAUUAAGAUAUAAUGUUGCUCUCAGUAGACAGAAUAACAUGAUUUCUAAUAUUGCAGUUGUAUGGGGAAGCUAGUUUGUUUUAGUGAUCCGUUUCUAUUCCUGCACAGUAAGAGGAUCUGCUGGCUGCUUUCAGUAGCUUCAAACUCUUGCUGCAGUUGUGAAGUAAAGGAAUGGUUGUAGAAGUUUGUAGCUGACACUACUUGUGUUGUGCUGUCAUAAACAGUGAUGUUAAAAUUCUGAUUUUGGGGCUCAGUUUUUUGUUUUCUCUUUGUAGGAGCGAGAGAAGGUGCAAAGCACUAGACUUGGAAUUAGUUCUUAAUUUGCUGGUGUUCAGGGUCACAUGGGUUUUCCAGUGUUGGAGAAAUAUUUAAGAAAAAAAAAUACUUCGCUUUUUUAGUCAAGCAGGUUUUUUUCAGUGAAAAUGUGUGAAAAUGAUGAAACAUUUCAGAGAAAUUUCAAACUGUAUUUUGAAUGUGUUACAGAAAUCACUUUGAAGGCUUAGCAGGACGUUACAUAUUGAAGUAUUCAAGGCUACUGUAAAAAUAAGAUAAGGAAAAUAAGGUAGACAAAACAACCAAAAACGUUGUGGAAUUGUGUGUCUCUCACUGGCAGCUUAAGCUAAAACAAUUUGUUUAAAAUAUGAUCUUUUCAGUUGUUUACAUUGAUUUUCAAUGCAGCUUUCUUUCAAAUACCUUGAAUGUCCCUCCUGUAAAUAGGAGAAAAUGGAAGAUGUUUAAAAACUGUGUACUCACAGCUGUGUCUUGGUACAGUCCUUUCAAAUGAUUAAUAAAACAUCUUAGAAAAGGGGCUAUAUACUACCUUUUUUUUCCCUAGCUCCUUCGGAACAAUAUAACAAAACAAAAACAUAAUGGUAUAUCUAUGCAACCAGGUUACCCACAACUGUGGUAACUGCUUGUGUGUGUGCCUUUGCCUUGCUGAACUUACUUCAUUUUUUUGAUAUUCAGUUACUUCAUAUCACAAUAGGAUUGAAACCUUACUGUUGUGUAAUAAAUCCACAUUUGAGUUUAUUUUGUGGCUGCUUGUUGAUGGCUCUGUACCAUAAAGUAGUGAGAUUGUCAGUUUUUGAUAUUAGACAACUUCAGCUAGCUUGUCUGACUUAUUUUAAUGUUAAAGAUUAUGCUGCUUUUACAAUGUUCCUGGCCAUUCUUCAGCUAUUUGGAGGGGUAGACAACAAUUCCACGAUCCUGUGUAUUUGAUUUUCUGAGUAUGAAGUCUUGCCAUGAGCCUUGGGGCUUUGGAGGAAUUUAAAAGUAAAGGGAGAUGAGACUGAUUAGAUUGCUGUGAAGUAAAUGUUGAAUAAGCUUAUCUUGGUGGCUAUACACAGCCUGUUAUAUAGUUACAAUCUUAUACCAGGCUUCCUAACUCCAGUACCAGAAUAGAUUUCCACUAUCAUUUUUUUAACAAGUAAACAUAAAAGCUUGAUUGACAUAAUUAAUGUUACCUCUGUGGGACCAUGAUGUAAAAAGGUAAGCAGGCUCAGCUGACUUGGGUGGAAAUACGUGUUAGAAACAAUGAAUUUUUGCCCUUCUGACUUUACUCUGAGAAUUGCUGUGUAUUUCAGUGAGGCCAGGAUUUUGUACUGGCUGCUUCUGUAUAUAGAUCUCCUGCCCUCUCCUGGGGAAAAUGGUUUCUCGCUAGAAGCACUCGUGUAUGAGAGCUGGUGUUCAGAAAGUUUUAACAGUUACAUUUUUAAUGUAUAUAUUUUUCUCAAGUCUUGUGGAAAUGCUUGAAACUGAAAGUUACUCUUAGAGCAAUAUUUGAGUUUCAUAUCCUUCCUCCAUUCACGUUCUCCUCAAAACAUUUUCUCUUUCCUGAACAACUCUGGCUUCUCACUCCUACAUUGCUAGUGUUUCUUGUAAGUUGACUGUAUGUGUUUGCAGAAGUUAAUUUCAAUAAAUGGUAUGUGCUUUUAUGUAACCUUAUUACCAGAUAAUAUUUCAAUAUUUAUGCUUAUCAGCAGGCACAUCUACAGUGAAACAUUGCUUGAAAUGUUGCAAGAUGGUAUUGCUCUACAUUUUUUUUCCUUGGUUACUAAAACUGGUAGUGUAUGGUAGCAUUAGACUUCAUUCAUUUGAAUUCCAAAACUGAAAGCCAUGAAAAGCCUCAGAUGAAAGGAGAGGGAAGGGAAGGAAGAACAAGAACUUUAACUUUCUUGAUUGCAAUGGGAUAAAAUGAUCAAGUUGCCUUUAUGGAGAUCCUCAGAGCCAAAAAAUAGUGAAAUUUUGUUAGUAUAAUCAGCAGUUGUGUACAGAAAUAAAUUUUGAAGCUGGUGACAUGUAUAGAGAAGAGAAUAAUUUUUGUAGCUCUGGUAGAGUUCAUUUUGAAAACUGCUUUACUUGUAUGGGACAAUUUGUAAAUGUAACUGCAAGUGGUAAAUAAAAUUGUACAGACGCUUA